CGCGUCACACUCAGUCGUUUUGGGGUUGAAAUAAGCUUUAGUAUGAAAAUGCCGGUCUCGAUGCCAACGCACAGUCGCUGCUCGCAGUUGAAGCCGUUCCGUUGUGUCGCGCUUGAGUGGCAAUGCCAGCUAUUCUCUGCUAGAGGAGAACCACACUUCAGCCCCCAAGCAACAUGACGGACAGAUAUGCCAAUGGAGUGACCACCAGUCUGGUGGAGCCAAACGGACGCAGUUCAGCUGCUCCAGCAGGUGAUGAUGCGGAGGAGAAAAUUGUCCUGAAACGGAAGCUGACCCUCAUCAAUGGUGUGGCCAUAAUAGUGGGUACAAUUAUCGGAUCGGGCAUCUUCAUAGCCCCCACUGGAGUCUUCCGCUACACUGAAUCUGUGGGAAGCUCUCUGUUGAUUUGGUCCGCAUGUGGGAUUCUGUCCACCAUUGGAGCUCUUUGCUAUGCCGAGCUGGGCACGAGCAUCACGAGAUCUGGCGGAGAUUAUGCCUAUCUGCUGGUGUCCUUCGGUCCACUCGUGGGCUUCCUGCGGCUGUGGAUAGCUCUGCUCAUCAUCCGGCCAACCACGCAGACCAUUGUGGCUCUAACCUUCGCCCAUUAUGCCGCCAAGCCGUUUUUCCAGGACUGUGAUCCACCUGAGGGUGCCGUGAAGCUACUCGCAGCUAUUUGUUUAACUCUGCUCACGGCCAUCAACUGUCUGUCCGUUAAGGUCUCGAUGAAGGUGCAGGAUGUGUUCACGGUGGGCAAGCUGCUGGCCCUCAUCAUGAUUAUUCUGGCCGGACUCUACUACAUGGCCACGGGUCAGCUGGAGAACUUUAACAAUCCGUGGGAGGGUACCUACACCGCUCGCAACAUUGGCUAUGCCUUCUACAAUGGUCUGUUUGCCUUUGGCGGUUGGAACUACUUGAACUUCGUUACGGAGGAGCUGCAGGAUCCAUACAAAAACCUGCCGCGUGCCAUUUGGAUAGCCAUGCCCCUGGUCACGGGCAUCUAUGUUCUGGUUAAUUUGGCCUAUUUUGCCGUGGUCAGCAAGCCGGAGAUGCUCAGUUCAUUGGCCGUUGCUGUGACCUUUGGUAAUAGCGUCUUCGGACCCUUGGCCUUUAUGGUUCCCAUUUUCGUGGCAUUGAGCACCUUUGGCGGAGUGAACGGAGUCCUAUUCACAUCGGCGCGACUAUUUGCUACUGGUGCUCAGGAGGGACAUCUGCCCAAGUUUUUCCAGCUGUUCCACGUUAAGCAGCAGACUCCCAUUCCUUCCUUGAUUUUCACCUGUUUGAUGUCAUUACUCAUGCUGCUAACGGAUAAUGUGUACCAGUUGAUCAACUACUUUAGCUCGGUUUUAUGGCUUUCAGUGGUGGCCAGUAUAGCCGGAAUGUUGUGGCUAAGGCACAAGAGGCCCGACCUGCCGCGUCCCAUUAAAGUAAAUCUCGCGCUGCCCAUAAUAUUUAUGGUAAGCUGCGUGGCUCUGGUACUCCUUCCGAAUCUGGAUGAACCUGGAAAUCUACUCGUUGGCAUCGGCAUCACCCUGGCUGGCAUUCCCUUCUACUACAUCUUCAUCGCCUGGCAGAAGAAGCCCAAGUGCUACGGACGGCUGUCCAACUCUGUAGUAGAGAUUUGCCGGGCCAUCUUCAAUACCACCGUCAUUGAAUCUAACGAGGCUCUAAAGUAGAAUAUGCAGAACUGACACACGAAGAACUUGGCGCAUUUAGUUCAUACACUCGUAUUUGAUAUUCAAAAAUACUAAAUGAAAACAAAUUAUGAAACUCAAAUCUAUUAAAUUUGAGAUUUAAAUCAGUUAUAAGUUUUAAGAGGAUAAACCCUACCGCCAUUUGUAUGAUAUUUUUUGUGUUAGGCCAUUUUGGCAUUCCUCAAAACAAAAUCGGCGUCAUCGAUUGGUAUUUGUAAUAGUUUAAUCAUAUUUAUUUGAGCAACCGAGCUCCUUAGUUAACAGGUUUUACACGAAAAUAGAAGGCCUUUUCGGCUUACUUCCCACUAAAAGUUUACUUUAUAGUUUACGGCUAGGUGCUUCAUCCUGAUACCUUUUUAGCAUAAACAGGAAAUACGCUUUAAUGGGAACAAUCUAUCAAAUGUGACGUGUUUAGGGAAGCAACAACACAGCAGUACAAUAAUAAACAUAUGUUAUACUGAUGUUUUUUAACUUAAUCGCUUAGCAAAUUAAAUGUAUAAUUGCAAACAA
Drosophila serrata is the source of this 2198-nucleotide messenger RNA. RefSeq names its product Juvenile hormone Inducible-21 (gene JhI-21). Gene Ontology annotation, molecular function: L-amino acid transmembrane transporter activity. The record is from RefSeq and is a predicted model, not a curated record. Gene Ontology annotation, biological process: amino acid transmembrane transport. Lineage: Eukaryota; Metazoa; Arthropoda; Insecta; Diptera; Drosophilidae. Gene Ontology annotation, cellular component: membrane.